AUGGAUAAAUCGAGUAGCGUGGGUGUGGAGAAGACAAGCCAUUUGCAGCAGGAAAAUGAACCUACGCCUAUACGACCUCUCUGUGCAAUAAUGUAUGAUGUGGAUAGUAAAUCAGCCAUUACUGGUACGAACUGUGUUGCUCCUUUGGACGCACAUAGAAGCCAUGAGGAGAUAGCAAGAGCGGACACAGCCAUCGUCACGACUUCAAAUACGCAAUUUGUUUGCACGAAAAGACAAGAACGUAAUGUAUCUCUGUCCGACACAGAAGAUGAGUCCGCUGAUGUGAUUCUGUCUGCAGACAAGACUCUUGUGAAUAGAAAUUUUGUUGCGACGGAAGCUGACGCUGUGUUUAGUAAGCCUGCGGUUGAGCUACUGAAUCAUUUUGGCAACAAGUCAGUUAGCGAUGUUCUUGCUACCGAUAUAGGAGAUAAAAUUAGUCUUGCGGGGUUAGCAUCGGUUGAUUCUGCUAGAAUUAAUGGAAUUGUGGAAGGUGUAAAGAUUGCGAAUACUAAACGCGCUCAUGAGGAGAAAGGAGAAGACGCCGCAUCACACAUAUAUAGCCCACGAAAGCGUAUUGCUCUUCAGACUAUGAAUAGUUCCGUUCCAAAUUCGGCCGGCCAAACGACGGAUGAGACCGUAGGUGAUAGCUCAGAUGACGUCGAGAUGAGUGAACCGAUGGGCGAGGAAGAGGUGCACCGUAAUGAUGCUGCCUGUGCGAGUGAGAAAAAUAAACGUGUUCACGAGGAGUUCUGGUGCAACCUUACGAUAAAACAGCAGGUGGACGUAUAUGACAUUCGCACCGAGGAGUGGCUUGCUGCCAAGAUUAAGCGCAUAGAUAACGAGGGUUACACUGUUCACUACAUAGGCUGGAACUCCAAGUAUGAUGAAAAAAUUGAUAAGGCCGGAAGCUACCGAAUUAUGCCCCGAGCUACAAAGGCCACUAAGGCGUGGGCAGAAUGUCAAGCUAAGGCCGACAAGCAUCGACACGGAGUAGAAAAAAAGCCUGCAGUAUUCCCGUCCAUCUAUUAUUACCUUGAACGGGAUCAUGCGAGAGAGCGAGCAGAAGCGCCAAAUUUUGUUCAAACAGGUCUUACACGGUCAGGGCGUGCACUUACUCACCGUGUUGAAAGCGAAGCUUCUAAGCCGAAGGCGCCUGGCAAUAAGAAGAGAGAUGUAAACGCUAUGAAGUCAAAGUUUCCAGAAGAAGAUUUAUGUGGGGUAUGUGGUGAAAUUGAGGAUGAUGAUCUUACUGACAUGAUAUUGUGCGAUGGCGGUUGCCUUAAGUCGUACCACUUUUCAUGUCUUGGCAUCGAAUCAGCACCAGAGGGAGAGGAGUGGCUGUGCGAACAGUGUCGUACUAAUGAACAAUUGUGUUUUGCAUGCGGACGCAACGGAACAAUUAACGAGAAGGGAGGUGUAUUUCGCUGCAGCGACGCGUGCUGUGGCAAAUUUUUUCAUCAAAAAUGUGUUGAUACCAACAAGAUGUCACGUCGAGUAGGAAAUAAAGCAAAGCCGGGCUUAUUUACUAUGAAGGAAUUGUCCGAAUCUGACGCUUCUUUUCGCUGUCCUCGACACGUUUGUUUCGUGUGCGAGGCGAAGAAAAAGAGUUGUGACCUUAUGUGCUGCUUACAGUGCCCAGAAGCUUAUCAUCCGCAAUGUGUACCUCCAAGUGCUCGCUACAACACGGUUGGAUUACUCUGUUGGAGGCAUUCCGAAAAAGAGUUGCCGAAAAUCCCUUCGUUCUACUUUUCGGACCGAAAGAUCGAUACGGUGACGGUGGACUCCAGUUUACACCUCCCGCGGCUAUUUUUGCCUAAGCGCGAACCGGACGCCAGCAAACCUGGCGAUUGCCACCACUUUCGCCUUUUGCUAAAUAUCAUCGAAGAUGUUCGCCUACAGCCACCGACGUACCGCAAUCUGGGUCGGAGCAUUUACACUUUUAAGCAUCCCAGGGUCUCACUAGAGGAUGCACCCAUGUGUAUUUGCAGGAAAAGGUGUGGAGACGACUGCAUCAACCGGCUGAGCUUUACGGAAUGUUAUGGACCAGCAUCGACUCCUGGGAUGAAAUUUAACAAGCAAAAUAGAGAAUCGAACUGCAUGCUUGGCGAGAGCUGCGGAAAUCGCUCGCUUCAUCAAAAGGUGUAUCCCCGCUUUCAGAAGUUUCACACAGUUGAAAAAGGUUGGGGCCUUCGUGUACUGGAGCAGGUCAAGGUUGGACAGCUCGUGAUUGAGUACGUUGGCGAAGUGAUCAACGAAGAAGAAAAGGAGCGCCGCCUACUCGAUCACGCCAAAAACAGCCCUGAAGACAAGAAUAUGUACAUUAUGGAGCUGGGCAAGGGCGAGUACAUCGAUGCACGAUUCAAAGGAAGUGUUUCCAGAUUUAUUAAUCACUCAUGUGAUCCAAAUUGUCACUUGCUGAAGUGGCGUGUUAAAGGUGUCAACCGAAUCGCUAUCACCGCUUUGAAAGAUAUCGAGCCAGGGACAGAGCUUUCGUAUGACUACCAGUUUCAUACGAAACAAGCAAUGGAGUGGAAAUGUCACUGUAAGGCGAAAAAUUGUCGCGGAACCAUGGCACCGGAUAAAAUCAAUCAAGCGCAUGAAUUGCCCGUGAAAAGGCUUACGAAAAAGGAGCAAGUCAAGCAACGAAAGCGUGCUCUGAUACUCGAAAAGAUUCUGCAUGACAAAGAAGUCAAAAGUACUGCUAGGCGGCUUUCUUUGACGGUACAGGUCAGUACAGGUGACCGAACGACAAUCAAUAAGAUGGCUGUUCGUACUGGCCCCGUGGCGCGCGAGCUGCAGUGGGCCAAGCACUAUCAUCUCUUCAACGUGCGUAAUGCCAAGCACGGCUUCAAUUUCAAGCUUCGUAAAGAGUUGCGAGAUCUGAGAACUAGGAACCAUGAAAACGUAAACCGAGAGCAACUUUGCGUAUCUGAAUUAACUGCAGCAUCGAGUCGAUCGUCAAGCCCAGUUCUUCUGUCUGAAAAUAAGAGCGAGCCAGAGCGCUGUGAAGGAAGGAGCUCGCGAGAGACGAGCAGCCAGUCGUGA
Molecule: messenger RNA, 3045 nt
Organism: Peronospora farinosa
Lineage: Eukaryota; Oomycota; Peronosporomycetes; Peronosporales; Peronosporaceae
Source: the annotation of a GenBank genome assembly